AUGUUGUUCCAAGUUGAGGGCAGGAACAAACAGGUCGAUGACGAAGGGAAGGAAGGCUAUACACAAGGCACUAACAAAGGCAAUCACCAGACACUGUCGAGAUCAGGUCUUUUCUCCUUUAACAACAACCAGCAUAACAGGACAAAUUCCGUGGCCACGUCAACUACGGCUCUCCAUUAUAGUGAACCGUGCAUUCAGAGCUUUGUUUACACACGCAGCUUACCUUUCCAUUGGCCACCAACGACAGCAUGGCAAGUUGACUGGCAGGCCGCCGAUUUGCCCCCAAAUCUGUGCAGAACAUCAAUCACUCGACCACGACAUCUAACCGCUUCCCAGGCGAACAAGAAGCUUGAAGCCGAUCUCGUGACCGACCCGCCGUGCCAUCCGCGAGCAUGCGCGAUCCAAGACUGCCUCACAAAGAACGGCUUCAACCAGGACAAGUGCGAGCACCUCGUCGACGCACUCUACGAAUGCUGCCAGACAUUUUACAAGCGCAACGGCGACAGAGCCUCGACAGUGAGCUGUCCCAAACCCGACUUGCUGCGUCUCAAGCUCCAGCAGCGCAAAAAGCAAUGA
Sporothrix schenckii 1099-18 is the source of this 576-nucleotide messenger RNA. RefSeq lists its product as uncharacterized. The record is from RefSeq and is a predicted model, not a curated record. Gene Ontology annotation, cellular component: mitochondrial intermembrane space. Bases 1 to 576 code for a protein of 191 amino acids. Lineage: Eukaryota; Fungi; Ascomycota; Sordariomycetes; Ophiostomatales; Ophiostomataceae. The transcript is spliced from 3 exons.